AUGCCGACCACGACAGUCGCGCCUGUCACGCUCGGCCAGCCCCAGGAGGAGUACCAGCAGCCCGGCUCUUCCUCGUCGUCGUCGACGCCGCCUUCGCCCUCGUCUCGCCGUGGCGUCCUCGGAGCAGCUCGCUCGGUCGUCUCGACGACGCUCUCGAUGGCUCAAGCUGCCCUCGCCGACACGGCGCCCGUCGAGGCGGCGCACCACGCGGCGCACGAGAGCAAGCACGCGUUCUACUCGCUCCUCGACUCGCUCAAGGAGAACACGCUCGCCAAGGACGCCAUCGGCAUGAUUCAGGUCGGGCAGAGCCAAGUCGCCGGUCUCGACGACCGCAAGUUCCUCCUCGAGGAGAUCGUCACGGUCCUCGCCAAGCUGCCGCCGGGUGCGCCGAUCGGGACGACCGUCACCAACGCCCUCCUGCGCGUCCUGUGGGACGACAUCCCCAAGCCGCCGGCGACCCUCGUCGGCGACUACCGCUACCGCGAGGCCGACGGCAGCAAGAACAACAUCUUCCUCCACGACCUCGGCAAGGCGCGCAUGCCGUACGCGCGGAGCGUCCCCAACCUGCACGCGUUCCCGGCUCAGCUCCCCGACCACGGCGUCGUGUGGGACUCGCUCCUCAAGCGCGACAAGUUCGUCCCCCACCCGUCGGGCAUCUCGUCGCUCCUGUUCGGCUUCGCGCAGCUCAUCGUGCACUCGAUCUUCCAGACGGACCCGCGCAACGGCGAGGUCAACGAGGCGUCGAGCUACCUCGACCUGAGCCCGAUCUACGGCAACAACGCGGCCGAGCAGGCGACGGUGCGCUCGGGCGUCCAGGGCCUCCUGCACCCGGACGCGGUCGCCAACAAGCGCAUCUUCCUCGUGUCGCCGAGCUGCGUCGCGCUCGCCAUCCUGUUCUCGCGCAACCACAACGACAUCGCGCAGCGCCUGUUUGCCGUCAACGAGCAGGGCCGGUACGCCGAGUGGGACUCGCUCGACGACGAGGCCAAGAAGCGCCAGGACAACGACCUGUUCAACACGGCGCGCAACGUCAACUGCGGGCACUUUGUCAACGUCAUCUUCCAGGACUACAUCCGCGUCAUCUUGAACCUCAACAAGACCGACUCGACCUGGUCGCUCGUGCCGACAGGCGAGAUCAAGUCGCUCCUCGGCGGCCGGCUCGCUCGCGGCGAGGGCAACCACGUCUCGGUCGAGUUCAACAUCCUGUACCGCUGGCACGCCUCGUCGAGUGAGAAGGACACCGAGUGGCUCGAGGGCCUCAUGCGCCAGUACAACGGCGGCAAGCCCUUCUCCGAGAUGACGACCGAGGACUUCCAGGUCGCGGCGCGCAAGGCGCUCGACGACAUGAAGGGCGGGCCCGAGACGUGGACCUUCCUCGGCCUCAAGCGCACCGAGUCGGGCGCUUUCCGCGACGAGGACAUCGUCAAGGUCCUCCUCGAGGCGACCGACAACGUCGCGUCGGCGUUCAAGGCUCGUGCGAUCCCGGAGGUCAUGCGCGCGAUCGACCUGCUCGGCAUGGAGGCGGCGCGCAAGACGUGGCGCUGCUGCUCGAUGAACGAGUUCCGCGAGUUCCUCGGCCUCAAGAAGUACUCGUCGUUCGAGGAGUGGAACCCGGACAAGGACGUGGCGCGCGCCGCCGAGAAGCUGUACCAGCACGUCGACCACCUCGAGCUGUACCCGGGCCUCAUGGCCGAGGAGCCAAAGCCCUCGAUGAACGGCUCUGGCCUCGCUCCCGGCUACUCGAUCUCGCGCGCCAUCCUGUCGGACGCCGCCGCCCUCGUUCGCGGUGAUCGCUUCUUCACGACCGACUACAACGCGGGCAACCUCACGUCGGCCAUGUGGGAAGACCUCAAGCCCGAGCUCGACAACGGCUCGUUCGGCGGCGUCAUCGGCAAGCUCCUCAUGCGCCACUUCUCGGCCCACUUCACCUACAACUCGAUCUAUGCCCUCUUCCCGUUCUCGACGCCGCACACGACCAAGGCCAACCUCGAGCACCUCGGCAUCGCGUCCGAGUACGACUACCGUCGCCCGUCGACCCCUCCCGCGUGGAAGCGCCUCACGUCGUACGCCGACCUCAAGCAGGUCCUCGAUGACAAGGGCCAGCGGCUGUCGAGCGUGUACGGCCCUGCGCUCGACGAGCUCACGCAGGCCAAGCAGCCGUCGAUCCUGAGCUACCUGCGCCUCGGCGACUCGUCCAAGGGCCGCGACUCGGCGGCCGACAUCCUCGAGCUCGCCCUGUUCCCGCCUCACUGGGCGCAGACGGCGCUCGUCGACCUCGGCGACGUCACCAAGCGCACGCUCGAGGAGCACAAGUUUGCGUACGGCAAGGACAAGUUCCGCAUCGACGUCGUCGGCGACGUUGCCGUGCCCGUCGUCGUCGAGUACCUCGCCGACCUGUUCGGGAUCCCGCUCAAGUCCAAGUCGAACCCGCUCGGCCUGUUCACGGUCGACGGCCUGUACGACGCCCUGACCGACUUGUACGCGUUCGUCUACCUCGACUUUGACCCGACCGUCGCCUUCAAGCUGCGCGACCGCGCGCGCAAGCACAGCGAGCUCCUGCGCGGCAUCAUCCUCAUGCGCCUCGGCCAGACCGAGUUCAUCCCGGACCUCGCCGGCGACCUCCUGCGCGACUUCAAGCGCGUCCUGACGGGCAAGGGCUCGGGCGGCUACGUCCUGUCGGACCGCUCGCGCAAGCUGUACAAGCGCACGACGCAGAGCGACCGUCCGAUCGACGAGCUCGCCGGCGUGCUCCUCACGGCCCUCAUCCGCCUCGUCCAGGUCGUGCCUCAGGUCGCCAACGUCGUCGACUUCUUCCUCGAGCCGUCGCGCCACAAGGACCUGCAGCACGUGUGCCACGCCGCUCAGCAGCAGGUCGGCAUGGCCAACGACUCGCUCAUCAUCAAGUACGUCCUCGAGGCGAUGCGCCUGCAGCCCUCGGUCACGGGCAUCGCGCGCCGCGUCAAGGGCGACGCCGACAAGAAGCCGAACGAGCUCCUCUGGGUCGACCUCGUCUCGUGCGGCCGAGACGACAAGGUGUUUUCCGAGCCCGACAAGGUCGACGUCACGCGCGACGCCAAGCUGUACCAGCCCCUCGACAAGGCCACGUCGGUCGUCAACCAAGAAGGCGAGUCGUACAACGUCCCGCUCGUGUCGGGCAUCGUCCGCGAGCUCCUGACGGUCAACUCGCCGUCGCGCCCGUCGGGCUCCGAGGGCCAGCUCGGCGUCGUCGAGGGCCCGCUCGGCCUGCGCGUGUACGCGCGCGACGAGACGAGGCAGCGCCCGAGGGCCUUUCCCGGCCGCAUGAUCGUCGCGUUCGAGGGCGUCAAGGGCAAGCGCUGA
Messenger RNA from Rhodotorula graminis WP1, 3339 nucleotides. RefSeq lists its product as uncharacterized. Gene Ontology annotation, molecular function: peroxidase activity; iron ion binding; heme binding. NCBI's taxonomy places the organism in Eukaryota, Fungi, Basidiomycota, Microbotryomycetes, Sporidiobolales, Sporidiobolaceae. Bases 1 to 3339 code for a protein of 1112 amino acids. Gene Ontology annotation, biological process: response to oxidative stress. The transcript is spliced from 18 exons. The record is from RefSeq and is a predicted model, not a curated record.